Molecule: messenger RNA, 1478 nt
Organism: Branchiostoma floridae (Florida lancelet)
Lineage: Eukaryota; Metazoa; Chordata; Leptocardii; Amphioxiformes; Branchiostomatidae
Product: autocrine proliferation repressor protein A-like
Source: RefSeq, a predicted model, not a curated record
GAAGGGUCCCGGUUACACCAUGUACCUCCUCAACAUGACCUCACAACAAUGGCUCACAGAGGAGGAAGUUAGCCGUCCGAUCUGGUGGCACUUCCUGACCGUCACUAUCCCAGACAACAUCACCCACCCUGAGGCCGCGUUUAUGUUCAUUGAGGGAGGAGGAAAUGAUAACCCGGAAAGUCUUCCUGAUCAUAACGACAACUUCAUCGGACUGACCCAUAUGUUUGCGCUGUCAACAGGAAGUGUUGGCGCGGACUUGAAACAGAUACCCAACCAGCACCUCGUGUUUAAGAACGAUUCACUACAAAAGAGCCGAUCAGAAGACGCCAUCAUCGCGUACACGUGGAGACACUUCCUGGACAACCCGGACCAGCCCGACUGGCUGCUCAGGAACCCGAUGACAAAGGCAGCUGUACGGGCAAUGGACACAGUGCAAGACUUUGUGAAGAAAAUGACGGGGAAUCAGCCGGAGAAGUUUCUGGUGGCAGGGGCGUCAAAGCGCGGUUGGACCACGUGGACCACUGCUGCGGUAGACAAGAGGGUGUUCGCUAUAGCACCGAUGGUCAUGGAUCUCCUGAACCUUUCGAUGAACCUGCACCACUUUUACCGAGCACUGGGAGGCUGGACGUUUGCUUUUGACGACUACUACGACAUCAACAUCACAGGUCGGCUUGACGACCCGAAUAUAGAAAAAAUGCGCGGCAUCAUUGACCCACUCGCAUACAAGGAUCGUCUGACGAUGCCUAAGUACAUCAUCGGCACGGGAGGUGACGAGUUCUUCAUGCCUGAUGAUUCCUACUUUUACUGGGACCAGUUGGAAGGAGAGAAAUAUAGAAGAUGGAUACCAAAUGCUGAGCACUCAAUGGCUGGUCAUGAAAUCAGCCUGUUCUUUGGAUUGCGGGCGUUUUACUUCAGUAUCUUAGAGGACUCUCCAAGACCAAAGAUGACGUGGACGAGAGAAACGGGUGCGAACAGCGGGAAGAUAACGCUGCAGACUAACAUAAAACCUAUGAUCAUCCGGUCCUUCCACGCUCGUACACUUGAUGGUAAAAGACGUGACUUCCGUCUGGUAAAUCAGCCGCCCGGAGAGACGAAACCACAGCCGCACCCUGUCAUCUGGCUGCCUGAGGACGUGCAGGAUAUGGGAAAUGGAACAUACGUGGCAGAGUUUGAUAUCCCUGCUGUCGGGUGGCUGGCGUUCUUUAUACAGGCCACGUUCCCGGCUCCCCAUGGAACUGCUCUUGAGUUCACCACCGAGGUGCACAUCAUUCCGGAGACAUUCCCCUUCCCAGAGUGCCACGGGGCAGACUGUAGGGGAACUCUUCUCUAGACUCAUCGCCAUUAUCAUAUUUUAUUUCCUGUUGCUGUUUCAAGCAUUUUUUACUGGUUGUCUUGGUAGAUAGUUCAUGUGUAUGCUACAUGUAAUAUGUGAGCAGAAGUUGGACUGAAAGUCACAAUAAAUACCUCUUCCAUCUCUU